AUGGCUUCUUCCUUCGCCGCUUUAGCGGCUCUAGCCAUCAGCUGCCUCCUCAUCCUCCAUCCGUGCAGCGUCUCCGGUUGGUCCGACGGCGGCGCGACGUGGUACGUUCCCCCCGAAGGCGCAGGCACCGACGGUGGUGCAUGCGGAUACCAGCACGACGUGGAGAAGCCUCCGUUCUCCGCCAUGAUCACGGCGGGCGGCCCCUCCAUCUUCAAGAACGGCAAGGGCUGCGGCGCUUGCUACCAGGUGAGAUGCACCGGCAAUGCCGCUUGCUUCGGGUUUCCGGUGACCGUGGUCGUCACAGAUGAGUGCCGUGGCGGGCCGUGCCUGGCCGAGGCUGCCCACUUCGACCUUAGCGGGAAAGCGUUCGGCGCCAUGGCAAAGCCCGGCCAGGCCGACAACCUCCGCAAAGCUGGCAACAUUAGAGUCCAGUACAACCGGGUUCCGUGCAACUGGCAUGGGCUGAACAUCGUUUUCAAGGUGGAUGCCCGCUCCAAUCCGAACUACCUCGCAGUGCUCAUAGAGUACGAGGCCGGUGACGGCGACCUGUCAGCGGUCGACCUUCAGCAGCGCGGCGGUGGAUGGGCGUCGAUGCAGGAGUUGUCGGGUGCAGUGUGGAAGUACAAGUCCAGGUCCACCCUACAGGCCCCCAUAUCUAUCGGCCUCACCUUCGGCUCCGGCAAGCAGCUCAUCGCCAGCAAUGUCAUUCCCUCCGGAUGGCAGGCUGGAAGGACCUACCGAUCCGUCGUAAACUACUAGUGACCGAGUGAUUGAUCGGUUUGUCAGAUCGAAUACCUAGC
This is a messenger RNA of Triticum aestivum (bread wheat), 800 nucleotides long. RefSeq names its product putative expansin-B14. The coding region runs from base 1 to 759 and encodes 252 amino acids. The record is from RefSeq and is a predicted model, not a curated record. Gene Ontology annotation, biological process: sexual reproduction. Gene Ontology annotation, cellular component: extracellular region. NCBI's taxonomy places the organism in Eukaryota, Viridiplantae, Streptophyta, Magnoliopsida, Poales, Poaceae. The transcript is spliced from 3 exons.